AUGAAGCUGCUCCUUGGCAUCGGAUCACUUAGUUUGAACGUUCUACUGAUUCUACUGCUCGUUCAAACAGCUUCUGCUAUCAUAUGUUAUGAUUGCCACUCUGAUCAAGGAACAUGUAAUGAAGGUGAAUGUGAAGGAAUAGUUUGUAUUAAGAUGGAAACAUCGAACAAAGAUAAUGAUAGAAAAACUAUUCAAAAAGGUUGUGGAGAUGAGCAUGAGGAGGUUUCAUGUCAACAGUCUGGUUUUGGGAGCAAGUGGAUGUCCAGAUGCGUGUGUGAUAGGCCGUUUUGUAAUGGGGAUCAGGCUUUAGUAGAAGCAGGCUUGGAACCUUCCUCGGCUCCUCCUCCGCCUGGACAUUUCACACAGUUCGCCUUAUUAGUAGCUAUUUUGGUAUUUGUAGGAGCAAGUUGCUCACUAAUUGUUAUAGCAACUAUUUGCGUCCAGUUCUGUUAA
Molecule: messenger RNA, 453 nt
Organism: Auanema sp. JU1783
Lineage: Eukaryota; Metazoa; Nematoda; Chromadorea; Rhabditida; Rhabditidae
Source: the annotation of a GenBank genome assembly